Fraxinus pennsylvanica is the source of this 708-nucleotide messenger RNA. The record is from the annotation of a GenBank genome assembly. NCBI's taxonomy places the organism in Eukaryota, Viridiplantae, Streptophyta, Magnoliopsida, Lamiales, Oleaceae.
AUGCCACAAAUUCAUAGUAUCAAUGAACUCCAAGUAGCAAAAUUAUCAAAAGCUUUAGAACAGAUAAAAAACUCAAGCAAUUACAGAAUCAUCAAUGAAAUACAUGCCCAUUCCGUCACUCUCGGCGUGUUCAAUACCCACCAGGACAUAGCCUGCAGACUACUCAACACAUAUGUACAAUUGAAGAAACCGAAUGAUGCCCAGAAACUUUUCGGUCAAAUUCCGAAUCCAGACAUAGUAUCAUGGACCUCUCUUCAGAAUCUUUACCUCAAUAUCGGUCAGCCCAUGAAAGCAUUGAUGCUGUUUUCGAAGUUAAUCGUGUUGGAUUUUGUAAAACCUGAUUCCCAUUCCAUUGUUGCUGCUCUUUCUGCUUGUGCGCGUUGUAAAGACCUUGUAAAUGGGAAGUCAAUUCAUGGAAUGGUUCAUAAAUAUCUCGAGAGACCUAGGCCCGUUGUGCAUAAUGCGCUGAUUGAUAUGUAUUCUUUCUUAUUUCGUCUCUCGGUGUCGUCUUCAAGAAGUCUCAGUUCAAUCACUGAUCAGGCGCAAUAUUCGUCCGGCAAAGAUUUACAUUAUGAUUUUCAGGUUGCAUUGGGGAAUAGAGAGGAGGAAGAAAUAUUUAGAGAAGGAAGAAUGGAUAUUGAAACCAGAGACUAUUCAAAGACUGGUGCCAAUAAUCACCAUGAUCCAAGACCCCCUGGAAGCUUUUAA